Messenger RNA from Knipowitschia caucasica, 582 nucleotides. Lineage: Eukaryota; Metazoa; Chordata; Actinopteri; Gobiiformes; Gobiidae. The record is from the annotation of a GenBank genome assembly.
AUGUCUCACAGCUGUGUACACAGCUGCAGAGUCAGGCUGCCGUACACAGCUGCAGAGUCAGGCUGCCGUACACAGCUGCAGAGUCAGGCUGCCGUACACAGCUGCAGAGUCAGGCUGCCAUACACAGCUGUGUACACAGCUGCAGAGUCAGGCUGCUGUGUACACAGCUGCAGCCAGGCUGUGUCUGUGACAUCUGUGGAGAAGUACCUGAGGACCAUAGGUGAGGCCACACCCCCUACUGCAGCGAGGACCAUAGGUGAGGCCACACCCCCUACUGCAGUACCUGAGGACCAUAGGUUGGCGAAAGACCUUCGAUCCUUCGAUGGUUAUUACCAGGACAAGACCAGACACAUCCUGGACAAUGUGCUGCAGUACCUGAGCGAGGACCAUAGAGGAGCAGAGAUCUUGUACUCAUUGGCUCUGGUCGAGUCACGCCGUUACCAUAGCAACCUCUUCCCUGGGGCGGAGCUGUUUGGUCACCUGACCUUUGGGAGGCGGAACUUAGGUCUGUUCCAGCAUCACGAUGCCGUGACGGGUACGGCCCGAGACGCAGUGGUGCGCGACUACGGAGAGAGGUGCUAA